Messenger RNA from Darwinula stevensoni, 786 nucleotides. Lineage: Eukaryota; Metazoa; Arthropoda; Ostracoda; Podocopida; Darwinulidae. The record is from the annotation of a GenBank genome assembly.
GCGGGUAUUCGCGGAAGAUGGCGGGCUCGGGUGGCCUCUUGGUCGACGACGACCUCCUUCCGCUUCCCGACUGCUGUUGGAGCCAAGUAGUCACCGUCCGGACGACGAGGCGGAUCCGGGUCGGCGGCUGGCUCUGCGUCGCGUCCGGGAUCCUCAUGCUCCUCCUCGCGACCCUUUUCCUCUUCGGGGACGUCCGCGACUGCAGGGAGGGAUGCCGCGGGCUCCGCGGGUCGGAGGACGUCUGCGAAUGCAGCGUCGACUAUUUCAACGUCUUCUUGUCGUUCGGGUCUGCAAUGAUAAUCCUGAUCGAGGGAAUCCGUCUCGUGUACCAGUGUCACAGGGCCCUGCACGCGCUGACGCUGAGGAAGGUGGCCGCACUGGCGAGGCCAGGCGACCUUCCGGUCAAACUGCCUGCGUUUGGGCUCGGUUUCAACCAUCCGCGACAUCCCCAGCGAUAUCCGGUCAAUCGAUGGGACGGGCCUCGAUGUGCUUGCAGCGAUGGUUCGGCGAUGCCGAACAUCGUGGCCGAUAUUUCCUAACCACCAAGGACCAGAUAGAACGGAUGAUGCAGUGCCACGAGGCGUGGAUCUCACUGGCUGUCAUCAUCACGGUCUGUGUGCCGUUUGGUAGGAAAAUGUGCGCGUUUAUUGACGACCUCGUGUCAAUCACACGGAUCUCUUCAAUGUAACAGGUAUACGGUGAAUUUCGCAUGGACGGGUGUGAGAUAGUGUCAUUGUACUCUGAGUCUUAUCGGACAAAGAAAGGGAUGAAGAGUUUUUAUCUCUA